This is a messenger RNA of Labeo rohita (rohu), 3019 nucleotides long. RefSeq names its product gastrula zinc finger protein XlCGF8.2DB-like. Bases 120 to 944 code for a protein of 274 amino acids. The record is from RefSeq and is a predicted model, not a curated record. Gene Ontology annotation, biological process: regulation of transcription by RNA polymerase II. Gene Ontology annotation, molecular function: RNA polymerase II cis-regulatory region sequence-specific DNA binding; DNA-binding transcription factor activity, RNA polymerase II-specific. Gene Ontology annotation, cellular component: nucleus. The transcript has 3 exons. Lineage: Eukaryota; Metazoa; Chordata; Actinopteri; Cypriniformes; Cyprinidae.
CAUAAGGCUGCGCCGCGCUCCUCCAUCUGCUAUUCUGCUGAAGAAAGGACAAAGUGUCCAAACACACAGAAAAAAACUCCCGGUGAAGCGGUUGAGAUCCACUUGACAUUAUUAUAAAGAUGGCAUUUAUUAAAGAGGAGAGUGAAGACAUGAAGAUUGAAGAAACAUUCAGAGUCAAACAUGAAGAUACUGAGGAACAAAUAGUUCACCCAGUGUCACUGAAGGAGGAGAAUCAAGAACUGAAAGAAGAACAUGAAGAUUGGUAUGAAAAAACAUGCCUUCAUAACCAGAGAAAAUCUUGUAGUUGCUCACAGACUGAAAAUACUUUGUCACAAAAAAGAGCUCAAAAGACUGCAACUAGAAGUCAUUUCACCUGCCAACAGUGUGGAAAGAGUUAUACUGAAAAAGGUAGUCUCAAAGUCCACAUGAGAGUUCACACCGGAGAGAAACCUUACACAUGCCAACAGUGUGGAAAGAGUUUCAGUCGACAAGUAAGCUUUAAAUUCCACAUGAGAAUUCACACUGGAGAGAAAUGGUUUAAUUGCCAGCAGUGUGGAAAGAAUUUCACUCAGAAAGGACACCUUAUUAACCACAUGAGGAUUCACACUGGAGAAAACCCAUUCACCUGCCAACAGUGUGGAAAAAGUUUCAGUCGAAAAGGAAAUCUGCAAGUUCACAUGAGAAUUCACUCUGGAGAAAACCCUUUCACCUGUCAACAGUGUGGAAUAAGUUUCAAUCAAAAAGGAAGUCUUAACAGGCACAUUAGAAUUCACACAGGAGAGAAACCUUACACCUGCCCUCAGUGUGGAAUAAGUUUCACUCAAAAAGCAAGUCUGAAUGCCCACAUUAGAAUUCACACUGGAGAGGAGCCAUUUGUAUGUGGUCAUUGUGGAAAGAGUUUCAGAUAUAGAGUAGCUUUUAAUCGGCACAUGAGGAUUCACUAAAGAGAGAAACGCCUUAAGAAAUAUGUAAAGCUCACACUGCCUUUCAUGUGCCAUCAUUGUGGAAACAGUAUUGCACUUAAAGACUCAAAUGAGGCCUCAUAGUGGAAAGAAAGGUGCCUUCUGUGUGAAAGGAGCUUCACAUAUCAGAGACAAAGUCAUUUGCAAACUCAUUCUAGACAGAAAUUACAAAGUUCGGAGUGUGAAAGAGUUUUACAAAAAGAAGCAAUUUCAAAAAUCACCUGCAUGUUCCUUGAGGAUGAAGCUGAUUUAAUUGUGAUCACUGUGACAAAACCAAAAUAAAACGUACAGUGCACAGCUUAAAUGAGUACACCCUGUCUGAAUAAAUAUAAAAUGUAUUUUCUUAAUGAUCACUAAUAUAAUUCAUGGAAAGAUGGCAAAAUUGCAAUGUAUUAACCAUAUACUGAAUAAAAACAAGAAGUAAAUUAGCCAAUUUAGUUCAAAUGAGGGAUUGCAGAAAUGAGUACACCCUAGAUUUAAUUCAGCAAAUGUGUAAUAUUUUAGUACGGAGUAUGUCCUCCAGAACUGUAAGUAUACUGCUCUGACCCUUCUUGGCACUGAGCAUACAUGUGACAAAUUAUCACAUCUGUCCUGUUUAUCUCCUGGAGGAUGACCUCCUUAAAUUCUCUGGUCUUUAAUGGGGAGUUUUGCUCAACACGUCUCUACAGAAUCCCCAACAGCUGCUCAAGAGCAUUAAGACUGAGUGAAAUACAUGUCCACUGAAGGAUUUUCACGUCGGAAGAAUGCAUAUCAUCAUUGUCAUGUUGAAAAAAUGGCCAAUAACACAGGGUAUGAGGAGAGAGUGUAGCAUCUUCAGUUUCAUGUUUUUGUAUUACAUCACACAGUGGUGUGUGAAUUGGUGACGACAAUGAUAAAACACAACUCCCUCACACCUUCAGCAAUCAUACAUCCCUAUAUAAGAGCUUUACUACCACUGAACUGGAUCCCAGGCACUUCUCACUGUACUCCUCCUCUAGCAACACCAGAACAUUUUGGAUGUGAUUGACUUGAAUUGUUUGACUUGGUCUCUUGAGGCCAGAGUAUGGAUUCCCAGAAGUCUGUAUUUUGUAAAUAUGGGCCUUGGAAGAGGUUAAAUGAGUUUAUUGUGCUUUGGCUACAGUAAAUAAUUCUAGUGAUGACAACAAUCAUCCAUGUCACUUCUGCAGGCUGUGUCGUACUCUGUGAGAUAAACAGUCACUCUUUUCAUAGUUUUUGCAGACUCUGGGACACUUGCAUGAUAUUUCUCCUGCUCUUUUUCUAGCAAAAAUUCACUUAUCACCAAAUGAAUACUUAAAGACUUGAUUAUUCCAGGAGUCUUGUCACAAGUCCAUUGUUUUUGAAUGUCGUGUUACUUCUGCUAUAUUUUCACACUUCAAACAAUAAUUUGGUAUUCCUCUUGUACCAUUGUCCUCUAUUAUGCUAAGAAAUGUCACCUGGCAGUUCUCUCCCAAGAGAAUCCAUUGUUGCCAUCAAGUCAGAGUAUGAUUCAUUAGGCUAUAUAACACUUUCAUGGUGACGUAUUGCUGGCACACACAUUAUCUUUUCCACUCAAUUAUGUCGUAAUACCGAGAUGUUGUUUUAAUGACAUCUUUUCUUGUAAAAACAAGAUAUGUCAUUAAAGCGACAUAAUUAUCUUGUUAAAAACAAUUUUUCUCAUAAUAACAACAUAUGAUGUCAAAAAAAAAACAUGUUUUUCCCGUUAUAGAAGAUAUGAUUGCAUUACAUUACGUGAGUGAGCUAAGCCAUUGUCUGCGCCGCUGUCGCCACAGUCCUGACAUAAAGCAGGAUCUGCAGGAGGGAUAAUAGAAAUACACUGCUUUAAUGUAUUUUCAUGUAAUGAUUUUCAUUGUAGAAGGCAUGUUUAUAAGGAUUAAUCUCUAAUCUGUCUACAAUAUAGUGCUAUCUAAUAACUGCACGCAUUAUUUAAGAUGAUCAGAUCAAAACUGUUAUUUUUGAAUAAUCAGGGCUCUCUGGGCUUGGAGUAUUUCUUUAUUUGAAUCAUGAGUGUGAGGUUUUACUUUAGAACUGCAUAUUUCCCUUGUAUAGCACAUAUCAAU